This is a messenger RNA of Tauraco erythrolophus (red-crested turaco), 917 nucleotides long. Lineage: Eukaryota; Metazoa; Chordata; Aves; Musophagiformes; Musophagidae. The record is from RefSeq and is a predicted model, not a curated record.
CAGGUACACCAAGAUGAAGACAGCCACCAACAUCUACAUCUUCAACCUGGCCUUGGCAGAUGCGCUGGCCACCAGCACGCUGCCCUUCCAGAGUGCCAAGUACCUGAUGGAGACCUGGCCUUUUGGGGAGCUGCUCUGCAAAGUUGUGCUCUCCAUUGACUACUACAACAUGUUCACCAGUAUCUUCACCCUCACCAUGAUGAGUGUGGACCGCUACGUGGCUGUGUGCCACCCGGUGAAGGCCCUGGACUUCCGCACACCAGCCAAGGCCAAGAUCAUCAAUGUCUGCAUCUGGGUGCUCUCCUCCCUCAUUGGGGUGCCCAUCAUGGCCAUGGCAGUCACCAAGUCAAAAGACGGGACGGUGCUGUGCACGCUCCAGUUUCCCGAUCCUCCCAUCUACUGGGACACCGUGACCAAGAUCUGUGUCUUCAUCUUCGCCUUCAUGGUCCCCAUCUUGGUCAUCACCAUCUGCUACGGGCUGAUGAUCCUUCGCCUGAAGAGUGUCCGCCUCCUCUCAGGCUCCAAGGAGAAAGACCGCAACCUGCGGCGCAUCACGCGCAUGGUGCUGGUGGUGGUGGCAGCCUUCAUCAUCUGUUGGACGCCCAUCCACAUCUUCGUCAUCGUCUGGACGCUGGUAGACAUAGAUAAGAAGAACCCCUACGUGGUGGCCAGCCUGCAUUUCUGCAUCGCCCUGGGUUAUACCAACAGCAGCCUCAACCCCGUCCUUUACGCUUUCCUGGAUGAAAACUUCAAGAGGUGUUUCCGAGAGUUUUGCCUGCCUUUCCAAGCCCGCGUGGACCAGAACAGCUUCUCCCGUGCCAGGAACACCAUGCGGGAGCGCGUCUCCACCUGCCCCCCUUCUGAAGCCCGCAACAAACCGGCAUGACUAGACGCGGGCAGCCUCCAGCGAGGCUGCC